AUGGGUCGAGUCGUCCUCAGCAGCCUUUUGGAUGAGGCCGAAAGCAGAUCCAAAGGGAAGGUCCGGGAAAUUGCCUUCCCAGUCUCCGAGGCUGCAGCGCAGCUGGCGAAAUUGAGAGCGCAAGAGAAGAAACUUCUGGAGGUUGAUGGAACGGAGGUGUCCGACUCCCAAGUUGCGGAGCUGUCGGCGAAGUUGAGAAACCUGGAGAAGACCCGGAAAGAACUGCUGGUUCAAGGCAUCUCGCCCCCUGUGCGCUUCUUCAUGGAAACGGUUCUGGAUGGCGGCCUUACACAUGCGGUGGUGGCGGAAUUGGGUCAAUGCUUGGCUUCAUGGAGGAAGCCCCGUCUCCAGCCCCUGAUCCGCCAACGACGGGACUUGCUGGAGAAGAGGCUCCAACUUCAUCAGGACCUGCGGGAUCAAAAUCCAGCCCAGGUGCAGAAGGAGCUGGACGCCUUGUCGAAGCGCUUGGGGGAGACCGAACAGGCUUCUGAGCAGCUCAGCAUCACCUUGGACACCUUUUGGGAAGAGGUAGCGGCCAUCAGCGACCUGAGCCAAGAGAUGCAAGGUCUGGGUCUGCGCAUUCCACACGAGCUGCCAGACACUCGAACUCUGAAGAGUCUCUAUGCACAAUGGGCCUGGACGCUGAACUGCCCGGUGCAGUUGCUCUUUGGAUCGCCUCUGCAAUGUGCUGGCCAGUUCUUGGUGGAGGUGCUCAAGGACCUGGGAAGUCAGUACCACCGGGAACUCUUCGUGGUUUCGGUCAUCGGCAUCCAGAGUUCGGCCAAGAGUACCUUGAUGAAUUUCCUCUUCGGUUGCGGCUUCGCAACCUCGGCUGGGCGAUGCACUCGAGGUCUCUAUUGCUCUCUCAUGGAGUGCGAGAAAAGGACGCUGUUGAUUCUUGACACGGAAGGUCUCAUGAGUUUGGAAGCCGAAGGUGGUGGAAUCUUUGACGCUCAGCUGGCGCUGAUGGCCAUGGCUUGUUCACACCUGGUGAUCAUCAACCACAAGGGCGAGCUGUCGCGACAGCUACAAGAUCUCCUGGAGGUUUGCCUUUUCGCCAUGCAGCACCUUAAGGUGUGUCGCAUCCAGCCCAAGUUGCUCUUCGUACUCAGGGACCAGCACGACCGGUCACAGGCGGUCCACGGGGACGCACUGCGGCUGAUGCGCAAACACCUGGCCGAAGCGUCCUUGCAACUGGCCUUGCGCCUGGACGAACUCAUUUCACUGGAUCCUGGCAGUGUUUUCCUGCUUCCUUCAGCCUUUGCCAGCGACCUGGACCAUACUGGCCGGGAGGUGCGUUGGUCCACGGAGCUCUUCGCACAGGAAGCCAUGCAGCUUCGGCGGAAGAUCUUUAAAGAGGCAGAUCAGUUGCAGAACUGCGAGUCGGCACCGGAGUUUUCCACCCUGCCCGAUUGGUGCCUCCAUGCGAUGUCUGUUUGGCGCGUUUUGGAUAGAUAUGGUCCAAAUCUGCUCCAUUACAAGACCAUCCAAGAGAUCGAACUGCAACGCGAGUUAGAGGACUCCGCCAAGCAGAUCUCCUCCGCCUUGGUCCGGGGCAAGGGCGGCCUGGCGGAGGAAUGCCAGACCUUGUUGGAGAGCUUCAAGCAACGCCUCAGUGAGGGCCAGAGUGGUGAGAAGGUCGAUGCCGAAUUCAGGUCGUCGCUACAAGCGAUCCUGGAAACCUGUGACAAGCGCGCAAAAGCCGAGUUGGAGCGUGUCUUCAAGUCUCGCAAAUCAAAGCUGCCAGAUGCACAAAAGGAGGAGGCCAAGAAGAAGCUCAGCACUCCCAUUGAAUACCAGGGCGAACUGACGCGAUACACGUGGUCCCUGUGUUUGGCGGAUGCUGUCGAUCGAGAUCAGUUGAGGGCCUUGAAGGUACACUUCAAGAAGACCAUCGAAGAGCUAUGGCAGGUGGAAGCCUCUCAAAGCAUUGCAGAGCAACAAGCCAGGGAUCUUUUCAACCAAGAGUGGGAAGCUUUUGAGGAAGAAUGCCGAGGACGCUUCGCCAAGACUGCCAAGUCCAAGAAACAACUGGCUGAGGAGGUCUGUAUGGUGUUCAAUCACGUCCUGCGGCAACAUCGACAUGGUGACGAAGCCUUGCACGUCUUGGAACUCGUUCCCAGCAGCGGCUUGCUAUCUGCCGAUGCUUUCGCCUGGGAUAAUGUCAUGAAUUACUUGGAACUUCGCUCAGCCAGCAGGUUGCAGGAGUUCGUGGCAGCUCAACGAACCGAGAAGGGCUAUGCUCCGAGGGCGACGUCGACGAAUGAGACAGAGAUGAUUCGAAGCCAUGUGGUUCCUGAGCUUCGUCGACGUCUGCUGCCCAUGAUGGUGCUGGAGGUGGACGGCGAAAUGCCUUCGGAAGAGAAGUUGUUGGAUGCCAUGCAGCGGCUCAAUGGGGCGCUGCAGGCAGCUCCAACCCCCGGAGCUGUUUGA
Messenger RNA from Cladocopium goreaui, 2433 nucleotides. The record is from the annotation of a GenBank genome assembly. Lineage: Eukaryota; Dinophyceae; Suessiales; Symbiodiniaceae.